Messenger RNA from Fusarium falciforme, 1143 nucleotides. Its product is annotated as Lactamase-B domain-containing protein. The coding region runs from base 1 to 1143 and encodes 380 amino acids. NCBI's taxonomy places the organism in Eukaryota, Fungi, Ascomycota, Sordariomycetes, Hypocreales, Nectriaceae. The record is from RefSeq and is a predicted model, not a curated record. The transcript has a single exon.
AUGACUGGUCUGCCUGGGAAUGGAGCCACUUGCACCUUGUCAAUCAUUGACACCACCUGCUCCCUGACCGUGCCAGCCGACACACUGGUUGAGCCAACCAUACCAGGACACGAGUUGAUGAACUUCCCUACCUUCUCCUUCUUGAUCACACACGACACUACAAGGAAGCAGUUGCUAUUCGACUUGGGCUGCCGGAAGGACUUUUGGAAUCUCCCUGAACCCAUCUCCAAGACCAUCGAUGAGAGGGUUCCUGGAAUCAGGGUUGACGACAGUCUUGCCGACAUCUUGCAACAAGGUGGCAUUAACUUGGAACAAAUCGAGGCGGCAAUCAUCAGUCAUCACCACUACGACCACAUGGGGGACCCCAGCACGUUCCCAGAGACCAUGGACCUCAUCGUGGGCCCUGGAUUCUGCAAACAUUUUCUUCCUGGAUACCCAAAGAACUCCAACUCACCUGUGCACGAGUCUGCCUUUCAAGGGCGAACGAUCCGAGAAGUUGACUUUGACGGGCACUCCAAGGUUGCUGGGUAUGAAGCCAUAGACUAUUUCGGCGACGGCAGCUUGUUUCUCCUCAACACUCCAGGGCACGCAAUUGGUCAUCUUUCUGCCCUCGUCAGAACCACUCGCGACACGUUUGUUUUCCUUGGAGGGGACAUUUGUCAUUUUGGUGGAGCCUUCAGGCCAAAUGAGCACACGCGUAUGCCGGCGCAGCUGAAGAGGGAGGACGUUGCACUACCGCCUUCAGCUCCUGAACUUGUCUCGUGCGCACAAUAUCUCUCGUGCCACCCAAACCCCGACAGGGCGGAUACGACACCAUACUAUCAGCCCUGUAGCCGUACUGACUCGUGGUAUGUCGAUCCACCGGAAGCACACAAGAGUGUGAACGCUCUCAUGUCGCUUGACACAGACGACAGGGUAUUGGUCUUGAUUGCCCAUGACCCAUCCAUUGUGGACGCUCUCCCGCUCUUCCCGAAUGGAAACCUCAAUCACUGGCAUCAAGCUGGAUGGAAGCAACUGCUGCGGUGGAGGUUCUUGGCUGAGCUUCCUGUCAAUGGACAGCCGAGGCCGUAUCUUGUCGACGGGACUUAUGUAGAUGGGAAACGGGUGAAGGCACUCGAUGGAACCAGACUUGAGACACAGUAG